Messenger RNA from Sapajus apella (tufted capuchin), 6392 nucleotides. RefSeq names its product tumor protein p53 inducible nuclear protein 2 (gene TP53INP2). Gene Ontology annotation, biological process: positive regulation of DNA-templated transcription; autophagosome assembly. The coding region runs from base 2722 to 3264 and encodes 180 amino acids. The record is from RefSeq and is a predicted model, not a curated record. The transcript is spliced from 4 exons. NCBI's taxonomy places the organism in Eukaryota, Metazoa, Chordata, Mammalia, Primates, Cebidae. Gene Ontology annotation, cellular component: autophagosome; nucleus.
CGCCCUGCGCCCCCUGCGCCCGGGCCUUUGUCUGUCUCCGCCAGCGGCCGCCGGGGCCGCGUUCCCGGCUCCCGAUUGGUUGCCGCAGCCCGGUAGCCCAUGACGUAGUUUAUUUGCAUAUGACAUUGAGACGUCACCAAGGCCGGCACCGCCCCCACGGGCUCGGGUCGCUUGUCCUCCCUUGACCCGGUAGCCGCUGUGUCGGGGCUGGGCCCUGGGUCAGACGCUGCCAUCCAAAGGGGACUGUAGGGGGGUCGGCGAUUUCCUAGGCUAAUCCAGGGGCUGGGGUCAGGCCUCUGAUCCCCUACUUUCUCUUUGCAACCUGAGGAGUCAGACGGCGCUGCUGGGCGUAGGUUGACGGGGCCGUCAGGAGUUCAGGGCUGCCUCGGUCUCUAGGUCUUCGGGACGGCACCAGAUGGUGGUCGGAUCCCCUCCCUCUGGCUCCAGACUCCGCCCCCAGGGACUAACAGAAUAACAUCCUCCUAAUCCCUGAUUUGUGUGCAGUGCGUUAGCUAAUGUCACUCCCAGACCCAAAAUGAGGGGUCUUAGACCCGAGUUCACAGAAGGGGCAACAGGCCCAGAGAGGAGGAUUAGCUCACUGGAGGUCACACAGCCAAUUAGAGUCAUGCUCACUGAGUGACAGAUGCAUUAUUAGCCAGGGGCAUAGACAUAGGAGGGGCUCAAUACAACUGGCAAGAUACACAUCCGCCUUCCUCUGGGGACCCUAUCUUGGGCUCAGCAUCAUCACGGUUUGAUAGGCUCCUAGGUCUCCUUACUCCUGGACCCUUUUCCAGGGAAUCUCUGGAGAUAGGUUCACCUUUUGUGGUCCUAAGCCCUUCUGUCCUCACUAUACCUUGGAGUCCUAGAGUCCAAUAAAAUCGCUGCCUCCCAGCUGUUUUGAUCACAGAGAGGUGAGUCAUUGGUUGCCUCCGGGUGUCUCCAGGACUGAUGUUGGGGUGGAGGUGGGGGUGAGGAUUCCCUCUAUUGGCCCUUUACCUCCCCAACUCCCUAGGUUGUAAGCCAAGAAGGACUUAACCUGGCCUAGUGCAGACAAUUGCAAGUGUUUUCUUGCACCUUCCUCACCCCUUCUGCCCCCAGAGAGUAUAGGAGAAGGGAUAGGAAAAGGAGAGUUUAUGUCUUAAGUGGAUGGGGCCUAGAGGCAGAACGAGGAACUCCAUUGCAGCUGGGAGUUUGCUCAAGGAUGGGCUGGGGGUAGGGGUGGCUUAGGACUCAAAUGCUAUUCUGGGCAGAGCUGCUGUAGUUAUUAAAGGGAAUGGUUCUCCCUGGAGCAGAACUGGGAAUGUGAGAACCAGGAAGCUGGCAGGGCUGGGAAAGAAAAUCUGGGAGGCUCCCCAAGUGGUCAGGAGAGGGGGCAGGCACUGGCUGGCUGGUGCUGCUGUCACUCUUGGCUGUCACUGACUUGCUGUGUGACCUCAGGCAGGGAGCUUCUCUCCUGAGCCUCUUUCAGUUAAUGCAUGCUAAAUCUUGGUGCCAGGAACUCCAAAUCCUUUUGUAGUGGCUAGGUCAAGGUCUCUCUUUGACCUCCCUGUACCCCUUCAUCAUUAUAUUCUUGGGGAUUGUUUUCAGAGUCUUCCCUGUGUACAGUCUGGACUGGAUGCUCAGUAACUUGGGAUUAGGCCUGCCCUGCCACUAUCUAGCCAUGUAUUUUUGCAUAGACUUAUGUCCUCUUUCUGAUCAUCAGAUUAUAAAAUGGGCUAGGUGAAUAUGAUAGUCCCUGAAAUAGCUCUUAACUUCUCUUUCAUAUUCCGUGAAGUAGUAGGUUCUUGGAAAGAGGAUGUGCCUUAUCAAGGCCUCAAUAUUCCCUUCCUUCAAGAGGAGCCAAACUUUCUGGGCUUUUGGUAAUGGAGUCACUAGCUCCCUGUGGCUACAGAUGAGUUAGGAUACGUGGAUUGUGCUGGGUGGACACUAGUUGGGGGUGGCCUCACCUUCAUAACCCCUAUAGAUCUCCCACCCCAAUCCCACCAGGGAAGCCAGCAUCUUGAGCCUAUUGUCCGCCUGCAAAUAUGGAAAUAUUCUCAGGGUAUGGAAGUGAGGUGAUUCUGCAGCAAGUGUGAAAACAUUCCCAGGGAAUAGAGGGAAGAAGCAAUAAGCAUGGAAAUACUGCAGGUGGAUUAGCAGAAAGAAUAGAAAUGCCUCAAGGGAACAGAAGUCUGGACAUGCCCCCAGGAAGUUCUACAGGAAGUGUGGAAACACCCUCACUGAAUGUGACAAGUUGCUCAGCAGCAAAACCACUGACCAUCUUUAGGGAACAGGUGUGGAGAGUCAGUCAGGCUUCAGGUACAUCCUGGGGAGUCUGGCCAGCAGCCCCCAGCCAAGCUGUAGUCCUGAGGUAGGCUGACAUGGGGAGGUGAGGUGGAUCUAGAGCCACCACCAUUUCUGGAGCAAGAGGCCUCCCUCUUAAUACUCACCCAGGGAAAGAUUGGUUGAGGGCUUGCUUGGGUCCGGGUCCAACCCUCAGUGCUCAUCCUUAAGGGCCCCUGGAAUCUGACAACUCCCUUCCUCCAUCAUCACCUCCCACUGAUCUGCUGUCUCCCUGAGCCCAAGCAACCUGAUCUUCCUCCUAGCCUGGGAUGCUGCCCUUGAACAGGAGAUGGCAUGCCAUCUUUACACCUCAUAUGACAGACACAACUGAGAUGUGCCAAAUCACAUGGUUUUUGCACUGCCAUAGGGCGCCCCCGUGAGGCCGCUUCGCCCCCCACCAUGUUCCAACGCCUCACCAGCCUCUUCUUCAGCACCCCCCCGGCCCCUGAAGACCCCGACUGCCCCCGCGCCUUCGUGUCAGAGGAGGAUGAAGUGGACGGCUGGCUCAUCAUUGACCUUCCGGAGGGGCCUGGGCUCGCUCCCGCCCGCCUCCAGAGCAGCCCCCUGGAGGACCUCCUCAUCGAACACCCCAGCAUGUCCGUUUACGUCACCGGCAGCACCAUAGUGCUGGAGCCCGGGCCCCCUUCCCCGCUUCCGGACGCGGCCCUGCCUGACGGCGACCUCAGCGAAAGGGAGUUGGCGCCCGCCCGCCGCGAGCCCCGGGCCGCGCGCCACGCCGCUCCUCUACCCGCGCGGGCGGCGCUGCUGGAGAAGGCGGGCCAGGUGCGGCGGCUGCAGCGGGCCAGGCAGCGGGCGGAGCGCCACGCGCUGAGCGCAAAGGCGGUGCAGCGGCAGAACCGAGCCCGCGAGAGCCGUGCGCGCCGGUCCAAGCACCAGGGCAGCUUCAUCUACCAGCCGUGCCAGCGCCAAUUCAACUACUGAGCGUCUGCUGGUCGCGCCGCGAACCCCUUGCCGACUACGGAUCCCUGUCGGGUCCCUUCGACGCCUCGGGCUGGACGCGAAAACCUCCCUCCUUAAAGCUGAGGUUGGGUGAUAGCCGUUCCUUCCCUGACACCCUCAAUUUCCCCAUCUCUGAUCCUCUAAUCCGCCUCUGAGCCCCUUUUCACGCCCUCAUUCGCCCUCGCUGUUUCUGGCCCCCAUCCCCAGCAUCUAAUCAUCCAUGCCCCCUGCUCCUGACCCCUCCAUCCUUUCUUCUCUGGUCCGCAUCCCUGUCUCUCCCCUUCACCCUUGCCCUCCAGUCCUCUACCUCUGGCCCGCUCCUAUUUCUGAAAGCUUCUUCCAGUCCCUGAUCUGGCUCAUUCCCCACCUUCAACUCCCACCUUACAUGACUCACACUAUCCCGUGUUUGGCAUUACACUCACCCCUGUUCCCUUAUUCUUCAUUCCCAGUAAUUUGCUCCCAAAUGGUGGAGACCCUGAGCCCAGCUCUGACCAGGUAGAGCCUGUGCAGUCUGGGCCACUGUCAUUGCCCUCUAGUAAGGGCUCGGGGUUUUGCUUUUAGUCUCCCCUUCCUUCUGCCUUGGGGGGCUGUACUCUGUGGAGCUGCUUAGGCCUGGAAAGGUACAGUAUGUAGAAGAGGACUGUGCAAGUGAGUUAGAGGGAGAAGACGGAGGGAAUCUAGGAAAUGAGGCAGCCUAUUGGAGAUUCGGACAGGACAGACAUGUUGAGAAGCUACAGGGAGCAGGGCACCAAGGGAGCUCGCACUGUGCCUGCUCAGAGAGGCAAUGCCCUGCUUCCAGGCUGAAGCCUCGAGUCUGCUCCCACUUCCCUUUUCUAUAAUCCAUUCUUCUGCAGGUUCCUGACUCUGAAGGGCUUAGUUAGUACCUUGCCACUCUACCCCCGAACAUGUCACCGAAGUAGAAGCUGGGCAAGGUCCCACCAUCCUGGCCGUUUGUUCACAAGCCCAAGGUGCUAGAAUAGCUUAGGGGAGAUGCAGGCCACAGGGCUUCCAGGCAGGCAAAGGGCAUUCACACUAGGUCAGAGUGCAGAGCAGUGAUGCUGGAGAGGACACACCAUGGGGUGAAGCCAUCCCAACGCUGACAGCUCAGCCUUCACCUUGCUUGCCUCUGGUCUUGUAUUUCACACUCUGCUCAGUAUGGCUAGCCAGCGGUCCUGAGUAGGAGUCCAGGAGCCUCACUGUCCUAAUCCCCGAAUUGUUCUUAUCCAGGUUCAGGGCCUUCAGGGGGCCUCUUCUUUUUCUCCCACAGGCCUCUCUUUCUAGGUUGCUGGGAGAAAUGGGUGCCCUAUGGUCCCUCUCCUCUCCUCCUCCAGAAAUGUGAAUCCCUGGGGGAGGCAGAAGGGGCAGAGGCUUCCCUCUUCUUGUGGAGAUUGAAUUUUGGGCUCAGACACCAGCAACAGCCUCUUGGGAUGCCCAAGUUGCUUCCCAGUUCCUCUUUCUAGCCGUCCUUUUCUAGUAUACUCACUCUUCCUUGGAACUUUUAAGACUUCUUGGUACAUAUGAACAUAGGUCUUCCCCUCACCCCAACUUUAGGUUUCCAGGCCUCACAGCCAAGCUGAGGCUUGGAGAAAACUCUGCAUUCCCAUGAGGGCAAAGGCAGCUGCCCUUCCUGACCCUAUAGUCCCAGGCCUCAUGGGGCAUGUGUGGGGAAGGUAUGGGGUAUCCCCAUGGAUGCUGGGAUGAGGGCAGAGGAGAAAACCUGUUGGGGUCUCCUAUCCCAGGGAAUAAGCCAAAUUAACACUAAAAAUUGAUCAAAACUCCCACACCAGUCCACUAGGGCCCCAGUAGUUGGCAGCCUUGCUCCUCUCCCUAAGUUCUCCUUUAGUUACAACCUAGUUGCUUUUAUUCUUCCAGCUACCAUUUGGGCACUUCAGAGCCAGCCUAGGGUCUUCGGCACCUCCAAGAGCUGAAAAUCCCUCCAACCCUUCUUGCCUACUCCUCACUGCCAGCUGGGGCCUAGGCUCAGUCCUAUGUGGUGCCCAUGAUCCCUCUGGUGGGGGAAGAGCUUAAGUUAUAGGGCAUUUGGCUCAAAUUUUAAAAGGCCUUGUGUUUACCUAUAUUUCUGGAGGCUCCUGUAGUUCUAGAACCCAAUCUCUCACCUGGCUGGCUGCAAGGCUCUUAUUUUUUGUACUUUUCCUAUAGAUUCUGUAGCAUUUGAGUGUGGCAAUAUUUUAAUUGUGUAUAGAUUUCUAAGAACCAACACUACUCAGUCUCCUGCUAGUCUGACUCCUGAAGCAUCAGACCUUGUCAUACUGUAUUGACUGUGUACGUGCCUUUCACCUUUGAGCAUGCUUCAGGAUUUUUUUUUUAAACCACAGAACUUGAAUACAUGAGGGAACCAGAGUUCACAAAGUCCUAUGCAACCUUAGGAGGAGGUUAGAGAGUCUGUUUUGAUUGAUGUUUUCAGUGGCCCUAGAGGAGUUUUUACCAAUUUGUGAGUAUUAAUGUCAGUACUACCAGCACUUUGCCAAAACUGUGUCAGAGGGACCCCUGUUUCUAGAGUGAGUCCCAGUUACAUCAGAGUGACUUCCAGUUAUUCCCUAGUAAGUCUGAGUGGUUCCUUCAAGCUGGGUGUCUUUCCAGCCUUUGCCAGUCUAGCCCCAGCAGGGCAGUGUGUGUGUAUGAAUGCAGUUUGGUGCUGUUUUGGAGUAUGCCUGCUCCCCAGCUCCCUGCCUGGAACGCUCUGAUCAACUUGCGCUGACCUGUAAUGUCUUAGGUGCAACAAGGACCCCACCAGAGCUCUUGGAUGCCCUCCUAGAUCCAUGUGGCUUUAUGUGAGGGGACUGAAUGCAGACACACCAUAGCCCAUUUCUACUACUUUCCCUCUCACCCUUCCACCAAGUUCCACAUGGAACCAACAAGUUGAGUGCGUCCCUGUUGGGUGUUCUCUGUUGAGACUGGCUGAAAUGAGACUUUGGUUGACCAUGUGAUGUGUCGACAGACUCAAGGAAACAACCACCUCAACCGGGUCAUGUGGCAUGCCUGUGUAUGUGUGUAACAGAAUUCUGAUUGUUAGACUGUAAUGCUAUUCCUCUAUGGGAGAAAAAAAAUUAAUAUAAAGAAAAACAAAUAAAAAUCUAUUUAAAGCACAU